AUGGGGCUGCUAAAGGUGAAUGAGUCUUGCUGUUUACUACUUGGCUUUACAGUUGACAAUUCUGAUGUAGAAAAUGGAACGAGUGAAAGAAGAAAACCAGGAAAAUCACCUGCUGUUUUGCUGCAGACUCCUGCCAGUGAAGUGGAACAUUUUGAUGAUGGGAAGAAAGUUGAUUUUGCUAGGUAACGAUCAGGAAUAUUGUCAGGACCUCAUAUUUCAGCUUUAUUAAAAAUCUUGCUUUUGACAGAUUAUCACGUUGUUGAGACACAGACUCACUUGAAAGUUUCAAAGACUGAAACAAAGUCUGUCCGUUCCGAUGCACGCGGUAAAUGGGUACCUGAAGGAAAAGCCAGAAACUGCCUUCGAAAUGCAGGUCAUUCUGAACCCUUAGGAUUCUUCCACAAAGUUAUCCAGAAGCUCUUGUCUCUGAACCACAUACUUAUAUUUUAUGCAAUUCUUGUCUGUGUUUUAAUAUUUUCUACCUUCUACAUGAGAUAUAAAAUCAAUGUCCUGGAAGAACGUCUUAUCUCCAUUGCAUCUUUUGAUUCACACGUUAAGGAACAUCCAGUGCGCCAAUGUUUGGAAUCUCACCUGCAGAUUAAUGCCGAUGCCUUCUGUGAUGAGUUAACUGCUAAUCUUAUGAAAUUGGAAAAGGUAACUUUGUAUGGUAUGAAGCACAUGCCAGUAACGCUCAUUAGGUUCUUCUUGAAUUUCUAUGGUCUGGUUUUUUGAAAGUGCCAAGGCAUUCCCAGAUUUCAUACUAGAAACUAGCAUGUUUUGCUAGAGGAUGCACUGUCUUCUUGGGCUGUAAGUUAGCCAACGUAUAAGCAUUGGUCUGUGUAGCUGUUUUGCCUUGAGCUGAGGCUCGACAUCAAAAUACUACUAGACCGAUCAGGCCAGGGGUGAUUAUUACAUUUAAUUAUCUUGAUUUUUUUUUAAUUCUGUCCAUCAGAGUUAAGGAUUCUAAAGUUAACAGGAAACUUCCUUAGCAGAAAAUUCCUUGUUUGGGGCCUUUGUUUGAGUUUUCGUUUUCUGAUUAAGAAAAGCUGUGCUGGCAUUCUUAUGGAGUCAUCCUCUUCAUACAAAAUGGCUGGAAUCCAUCUCUCUUCAGUAACACAAAUGCUGCUGCUGCACCAGCUGUCUAGGUCACUGUACCUGAACUUUGUCUGUGCCUUUAUUCUUCACUAUCCAAUAAUUGCAAGCCUAAAUGCACUUGCUGAAAUAGUAAGUCUGUGUAGAACAUGAGUGGAUGGGGAGAACUACUUUCCACUUCAUGAACUGUGGUGAGUUUGCCUUGGCCUACAGUCAGACCUACCAUUUCAGCAGCUCUCUCACUCCUCCCCAGCAGAACAGGGGAAGAAAAUAGGGUGAAAAGGACUGUGGAUCAAGAUAAAUGCAAAGAAAUUGCUUACCAGUUACUAUUACAAGCAAAACAGACUCAGCUUGCGGAAAAUCAGUAUAUUUUCAUUAGGUGGUGAGAAACAAAGACAAAUGUUAGAACAACACCUUUCCUCGCCUUUCUCCCAGCCUCAUCUUUUCUCCUGACUUUUCCUUCCCUGCCACCAAGCUAUUCUUGGGGUUCGGUGUAAGGAUUAUUGUUAAAUAUCAGUUUUCAAUCUGCCACUCCUUCAUUUCUCUUCUGCUCCAGUUGCAUUUUAUCCUGCACUGAUGUGGGCUCCUCCAAAGGCAGAAGUACUUCAGGAAACAUCCACCUGUUCUGACAUGCAUGGCCUCUCCAUAGCCUUCAUGGACACCUUCACCCCUCUUCUCCUGUCUCCUCCUUGGCCUUGAUGUUCCCUAUGCAGUUUCUGUUUUUCUCUCCUCUCUCCAUCUGAUGUUUUUGCUUUGUAUUCAAUGCAUUGAAUCAGUCCAUUGAAGCCUGCUGGAACAAGCUGUGCUUGGCACUGGGCAGCCUCAGCAUCAGCUCAUAGCUCACUCCACCACCAAAUCUUUAACACCUCUACCUGCUACUAAGCAGAUGGAACAGGUGUGUUGGGGAGAUGUCAGAAUCAACUGACUAAGCAUGAAAAAACUAAAAGGAUUAGUACAGUGAAAACAGAAGUUACUGAAAUUCCUGUGUGCUUAAAUCAGAUGGGGUUUUUUUUGCCUGUUUCUAAAACUGGGUUUUUGACGAAGUU
Messenger RNA from Meleagris gallopavo (turkey), 2138 nucleotides. The record is from RefSeq and is a predicted model, not a curated record. Lineage: Eukaryota; Metazoa; Chordata; Aves; Galliformes; Phasianidae.